UCGCGUAGUAGCCCGCCCUCUGGUUGCUAAGGCGAACCUGGUGCUGUUGCUGCUGCACUCUCCGCGCUGAGUCCAGCGCCACAACAGCUUGACACAGAUGCCCUGAAACCAAAGAAAGACGACCGUGUGGCGGGACAGAUGUAAAGUAAAUUGCCUUUAUGUCAGUGAGCAUUUUGAGAAAACCGUCUGUUGUAACUAUUUCGAAUGACGUGAAAUGGAGAGAUAUUGAAAGUAAAGAGGGCCAUGCGUUUUCUGUAUGCUAGCUAGCUUAAACUUGCAGGUGUUUUUCCGACAAGCUGCCGUUUGCUCUGUGAAAUUAGCCGAUCUCCUGGCUAGCCAGGUGGCUUCGUAACUCAACCAUCUGAGAAUGUUCUUCACAUUUAAGUCUGCAUAAACUGAGUAGUGCCACAGCUAGCUACAGCAUUUAACUUUGCAAAUCAGUAUUUGUCUUUUUUUUUUUUUUGCAUUGCAAAUGAUGCUUUACAUAGUCGAAAUGAGCUAGCUAGAGUGAUGAGUCAGUUUGAAUACCCAUUGCCAUAGAGGCUGUAAGUGAAGUCCACUACAAGUUCUCUUAUAAACCGCUGUGUUAUCCGGCUACGUUGGUAAAAUCUAGUUCUUGAUCCACUUGAUACCGCACCACUGUCGCUAGCUCACCAUAACGUAAGCCCUAAUUACACACUGCACACUUUUUGCACUUGCAUUCAUCGGGCGAACAGAUAAGUUUGUAUCAUUUGAAAAUGUGAAAUCCUACUAUAUCAAGAGUAAAUUCCAUUUUCAAAAAUGUACCAUUGAGAUUCGUCUUUGAAAUGGUCUGACUUCAACGCGUAAGAAUAUCGGAAAUGACAAAAUAGCUUAAAAAGUUGGGAGGAUUCGCCGUGUAGUGGUGAAAAUCACCUGAUCCGUAGACGACUGCAGUACUGUUUUAGAUAUGUAGCUGUUUAGAUCUACCCAUGCUGAAAGAGGAGUGAAUUCAUGCGCUUCAUCGAAGUACCAGUUAAGGUCAAAGGAUGGCUUUAACCCCAUAUCCAUUCGUCUUUAAUGUUUGUUCGAACUGCGAUAGGUGUUCAUUUUAAAAAGCCUCUAAUUACAUCAAAGUGUAUUUGCGACCAAGGAUACAAUAAAAUUCUAUCUUUAAAAAAAACAUCGCUUUGCAGUUGCAGGAUACAGUACAUGUCAGCGCAUCCUACUGUACUUGGUGAAGGCUUGAAGAUGAAGGACAAAGCACCUGGACCACUUCCGCCAUGAGUUUAUGAGCAGAGACCCCAACGCCUAUACCACACCCACCAUGAGUUUAUGAGCUGGAACCAUAGCUAAUAUAGCCAGUGCAAUGUCUUCACCAGCUCCAAUGUGUUCAGAUAUGAGGUGGAAACAAGACAGGAUGUUUUCUUUAAGAUGUUUUAUUUCUACGGAUUGAAUGACACGUGGAUCGCUGAGCACACAGGAUUAUGAAUUUAUUCUGCUCAAAUCUGAUUUUGCCACAGUCAUCGGCUGCUGAUAUAGUCUCAAAUUCUCUUUUACGAGAUGUUCCGACUGGUGUUAUGACGACAACUGACUUGGCCUAUUGGAUUUCAAAUCUGCAAGCUGGCACUCGAGAGCUAAAUGCUGUUUAAAGUGCAUGCACAGCUACAGCUACAAAUCUGGCCAAUUGCUCACUACUUUACAGUUUACAACUCGCCCAAGAACUCCAAAGCCCUCAAACAAAUGAAGUGGAAACGUGCUGGUCACUUAACGAGUGGCAGCGUCACGCAGAUUUAAAAAGCAAGUAUGCCUUUAAGAAAAAAAGAUACGGCCCGGGCUCUGGACCUGCUGCAGGACUACUGUUCCACGCUGAGGAAGCCAGAGGAGCAACACCUCAAAGCUGCCAUCCAGCGAGUGGUGGGCAUCUUCAGAAGCAGUCUCUUCCAGGCCCUCAUCGACAUCCAGGAGUUUUACGAGGUGACCCUGCUGAACGCUCAGAAGAGCUGUGAGCAGAAACUGGAGGAGGUGUCCCACAUGACGGAGCUCUGUGAGAACCCUGGAGCGGCCCAGCCUGCACCCCCAAGCGCAGACCUGCACCCAGCCUGUGGCCAGCCGAGGGUGAUGGAAAAGGGACACAUGGAGCUGAGUGUAGAGGAACUAGCAGCCGACAGCAACGCUGCUGCAGAGAACAGGCCGCCGGCGGUUCAGGGCACCCAACACCAGACACCAUCUCCGGCCUGUACGAACCCAAACCCGAACCCCGCCCUGAUGAGCUCGCCCUGGUACCGCUACCAGGACGACGAGUCCCUGCCCCCCGAGCACAACUUCCCGCGGCUCACCGACGAAGUGCGGGCGCCCGAGCUAGUGCACGUGUCGGAGAAGAACCUGUCGGAGAUCGAGAACGUGCACGGAUACGUCUCCCAUUCUCACAUCUCGCCGCUGAAGCCUGCUCUGGUUACCCGGUUUGAUCUAACAUAUCCGGGCGUGACCGCCGCAAACUACCUGGCAAGCCCUGCACCCAUCAUAGUCAACACGGACACUUUGGAGUCAGUACCUUACGUCAAUGGGACAGAAAUUGAAUAUGAAUUUGAAGAAAUUACGCUAGAGCGGGGUAACUCAGGGUUGGGGUUCAGUAUAGCAGGUGGGACGGAUAACCCGCACAUCGGCGACGACCCCGGAAUCUUCAUCACUAAGAUCAUUCCUGGGGGUGCGGCAGCCGAGGACGGGAGGCUCCGGGUGAACGACUGCAUCCUGCGGGUGAAUGAGGUGGACGUGUCCGAGGUGUCUCACAGCAGGGCGGUGGAGGCGCUGAAGGUUGCCGGCUCCAUCGUUCGGCUGUAUGUGCGCAGGAGGAGACCCAUGCUGGAGACCGUGGUAGAGAUCAAACUCGUCAAGGGACCAAAAGGGCUGGGGUUCAGCAUCGCAGGCGGGGUGGGUAACCAGCACAUCCCUGGUGACAACAGCAUCUAUGUCACCAAGAUCAUCGACGGAGGGGCAGCGCAGAAGGACUGCAGACUACAGAUCGGGGACCGCUUGCUCAUGGUAAAUAAUUACACUCUGGAGGAGGUGACCCACGAGGAGGCAGUAGCCAUUCUGAAGAACACUUCAGAUGUGGUGUAUCUGAAGGUGGGGAAGCCCACUAAUGUUUACCUUUCAGAUCCCUAUGGGCCUCCCGAUAUCACCCACUCAUUUUCCCCUGCUAUGGAUAAUCAUAUUUCUUCCGCUGGUAAUAACGGGACUCUGGAGUAUAAGUCCAGUCUUCCUCCCAUCUCCCCUGGACGCUACUCGCCCCUGCCACGCCAUCUGCUGGUGGAGGAGGACAUUAACAGGUUGGAUGGCUUUUCGUUCUUACGAAAUCCCUCCUUGGAUGACGGGGAGGGCCACAGGUUCGAUACCCAGCACUUCCAGUUGAGGCCUCCAGAGCCCGUUUACAGCACUGUGAAUAAACUGUGUGAUCGUGUCCCCUCUCCCCGUCUCUACUCCCCCGUGGAGUUCGAUAAAAGCCCACUACACGCCAUCCCCUUCCCUCACUACCACUUAGGUCUGCUCCCUGACUCCGACAUCACCAGGGAGCCCAGGAAGAUCGUGCUGCAUAAAGGCUCCACUGGACUGGGCUUCAAUAUCGUGGGUGGCGAGGAUGGUGAGGGAAUCUUCGUCUCCUUCAUCCUGGCCGGAGGACCCGCCGACCUGAGUGGAGAGCUCCGCCGAGGAGACCAGAUCCUGUCCGUAAAUGGCAUCGAUCUGCGAGGCGCCACUCAUGAACAAGCCGCAGCUGCGCUCAAGGGGGCAGGACAAACGGUCACCAUCAUCGCCCAAUACCGGCCUGAGGAGCUUGCAAUGUGCUCUCCACACCGGGCCCUUCCUCCAGCCACAGAGUACGGGCGCUUUGAGGCCAAAAUACAUGACCUGAGAGAGCAGAUGAUGAAUCACAGCAUGAGCUCCGGCUCCGGAUCCCUCCGCACCAACCAGAAACGCUCUCUCUACGUCAGGGCCCUCUUUGACUAUGAGCGGGCGAAAGACAGUGGCUUACCCAGUCAGGGACUCAGUUUCCGAUAUGGAGACAUCCUGCAUGUCAUCAACGCGUCGGAUGAUGAGUGGUGGCAGGCACGGAGAGUCACUCCGGAUGGGGACAGUGAAGAGAUGGGUGUCAUCCCCAGCAAGAGGAGGGUGGAGAGGAAAGAGCGAGCUCGCCUAAAGACAGUCAAGUUCAACGCGAAGCCCGGCAGCAUCGACUCUAAAGGGUCAAUCAGUGACAAACGUAGAAAGAACUUCAUCUUUUCACGAAAGUUCCCUUUCUACAAGAGCAAGGAACCGGACGAGCAAGACGGCAGCGACUCGGAGCGGAGCCAAGAGGACCUGAUCCUCUCCUAUGAGCCUGUGGUUCGGCAAGAGAUUACCUACGCCCGCCCUGCCAUCAUCCUGGGACCCAUGAAGGACAGGAUCAACGAUGACCUCAUCUCCGAAUUCCCAGACAAGUUUGGCUCAUGUGUGCCACACACCACAAGAGCGAGGCGGGAUUACGAGGUGGACGGGCGAGAUUAUCACUUCGUCACCUCCCGUGAGCAGAUGGAGAAGGACAUCCAAGAGCACAAGUUCAUCGAGGCCGGCCAGUACAACGACAACCUGUAUGGGACCAGUGUCCAGUCAGUCAGAUACGUGGCUGAGAGGGGAAAGCACUGCAUACUGGACGUAUCUGGAAAUGCUAUCAAACGAUUACAAGUAGCACAACUAUACCCUAUUGCCAUCUUUAUAAAGCCUAAAUCCACCGAGUCUUUAAUGGAGAUGAACAAGAGGCUGACAGAAGAGCAGGCCAAGAAGACGUACGACCGCGCCAUGAAGCUGGAGCAGGAGUUCGGCGAGUACUUCACAGCUCUUGUGCAGGCAGAGACGUUGGAGGACAUUUAUACUCAGUGUAAGAUGGUGAUAGAGGAGCAGUCUGGCCCUUAUAUCUGGAUUCCCUCCAAAGAGAAGCUAUAAGGAACACAUUCCCCUUCCAGGGACAUUGGACUGCAAAAAAACAUAGGCAUAAUUUGUAACAUAUGAUAAAUUAUUAUGGUAAUGUUUAUUGUUGAUAAUUAUAGUGAAUAUUAUUUUGUUUGUUAUGUUGGAUUUUUUUUCCACUUUCACUAUGAAUGUUCCUGAAUGUACUCCACAAAGUGUUGGAAAACAUUUUCUGGGCCUGGAAAAAAAACAAAACACAAAAACGGACCAUUGUAAACAAAUUGCUUAGUACUUUGAGUUAAGAGAAGUCACUUGACGCACUGGAAACGAACGUCGGCCCCUUUGCCGGCGUUCGUCUCGGCCGUGAUGUGAAAGGGAAGGACAGGCGCUCGCAGGUCACGGCAUCGUGCGACGGCCAAGCUUCUGGCGCCCGGCCCCCGGAGGAGCUGAUGGCCACGUGGCCUGCCUCGCUGGCGUCGGCCCUGGAGCUGGCUCUCUCCGCUUGCUCCGUCUCUCUGCAGCUCUCCUCGUCUCGUCCACUCUGGGAUCUAUGCACUCCCCUGGCCCCUCGACGCACGCUGGUUCUCUCCCCUUAGGCAUAUGUUUUUGUAUUUCUUUUUGCCACCAGAACCCACUUUGUCUGAAUGAUUCCUUAAAGAUUUCUAGUUUUAAAUUGUAUAUGUAGCUAUGUUUCUAAAUUAAACUUUGAGAAAAAGUCAAAAGAUGCUUUAAUUAGUGUAAACUGUAAAAGGGAUACAACUAAGUAUAGGAAAUUUGACAUUAUAUUUUGCUAUUUAUAUUGAUAGAGGGCACAACAGAACAGAAAUAUUUAUAAAGAUAAUGUAUAACUUUGUUUUUAAAAAAAAAAAGACUACUUUUGAACAAAAGCUUUUACUGGUGUGAUAUAGUGUUGUAGUAGACAUAGUUUUGGUGGGGGUGUUUAUCCUGUGACACCUGGUCUUCACUGAGAAGGCGUGGCUGUGCAUGCGUGCGUGGAAAUGCAGGAUGGUGACCAAUACAGGUUUCUCCCUUCCAAAAUCCAUUUCAGAAAAACUCAUGUUGACUCAACUUCACUGAAGUUCGUUUUUACCCAAAUCCAAACAGGUGGCAAAAUGUUGACAUUUGUGUGUAACUAAAGUGUGUGUAACAUGUGUGUGUAACUAAAGGUCUUGGUAGAUGGCACAGAUAAUUAACGCGCACACGUACACCCCUCUUAUUCUCAGACUUGGAGCCCUUGCCUGAAUUAGUGUAACGCUUUCGCAAACUUUAAACCACAAGGCAACAACUGAGCCGCAGAUGUUGACAUCCGGAAGUAAAGAUGUGUGGCUGCAGGGGUGCUGAUGUAUUGGUCACCACUUGCCUUAAAGAGGAAAUUUUUUUUUUGACCAGGAAGUUUUUUUUUUUAUUGUUUAUGUGUGGGGGUUUUUUUUGUUGUUGUUUUUAAUGUUGCACUAACUGACCACAUCUUUGUUCAUUUCAUUAUUAUUCAAAUGGUUGACUGCUAGUGUUGAGAGAGAAUAUGCAGUUAUGGUUAAUAUAAUUAGUUUCUUUCUGAUAAUGCUGAUAACCACUAUCAUGGUGUACUUAACCAGUAGGUAACAAUUUGGAAAAGCUGAAUGCUAGGACCAUUUUCCUUCAAGAUAGAUUUAAGAUAAAAUAAGAUUUCUGUUGUGCUUGUUAUCUGUAGCAUGUAAUUCCUCCUAUCAUCAUUGCACACAUUUUUAGGGUCUGAAUACUUUCCUGUUAAGACUCUUAGAGUGACAUUUGAAGGGGAAAAGCUAUUCACCAGGAGCCGGUUCACUCCAUCGAGUGUAAUACAUUCAAAGUUCUAAUUUGUGUGACUGAUCUAAAUUUCUGCUCAUUGAACAAAGUACAAGUAGCUCUACCGUGACAAACAGCCCAUUAUUAGUUCAGUGCAAGCAGGCCUUGCAGUGUGAUGUUUCACAUUACUGCAUCGCCUUCUUUCAACGCAUGAAAUCAAAUUUGUGUAUAUUGUUCAGUUAAUUUGAUUAUGUUGCACAGAGCACUGAGUGCAUGUGCUGUGGUUUGACAGGAAACAUCAUCACCUUACAAGCUGAACUGGAGAGAGGCUCUCUGAAGCCUCACGGUGCUCCCCAGAGCCUGUAGUCCCUUUUAAAAUAAUCAGUGCAGUAAAAACUAAACUGAAGCUGAAUAGUUUCUCAGGGUUGACACAUAGGGUGUAAUAACAGAUCAAACCAAACCCCUUGUCAGAGGGCAACAGUUUAAAAUUAAGUUAAAAUUGAAAAUAAAAGGUAUUUUAUUUUUUAAAAAAAGAAUUACUUAUUUUAUGUUGCCCUGUACACUUUUUCAUUUUCAUCUUCCUUAGCACACAAAGGUAUUGUAUAAAUAAAAUACAAUUUUUUAUUUUCCCUGAUCCUACUUAAUGUGCAAUCUUGUAAAUAAGGUUCUAUUGGCACUUUAGUCUGUCAGACAGGAAACAAGCCUGAACACCACCACUAUACCCCCAUCACCAACCACCUUCUCCCGGGCCCACAGAUAGCAACUUUUAGAAACACUUGAUGCUUCCCUUUCAUCCAGACUGUACAUAUUGUUUGUGUUGUUUCAUUCCAUAGUUGUAAACAUUUAAAGUACAUUUAACACCAGUGAGACUGUACAGUUAUCACUGAUGUCUGUUCUUAAAUGAAUAAUUGAGUUAUUUUUUAUUUUUAUUUUCAAAAGGGAAAAAAAAGUAAAAAAAAAAAAGAAGUGUCAUUUGCACCAUGUUGACGUAUGUACUCCUGAUUGCUUUGAAGACUCACAAUAAAACUUUGCUUUAGGCAUUAUAUGAAGGCACUCCCCUAAGCCUCCAUUUCCACUAAUGUAAAUUAAAGCUUUCGUGAGACUU
This is a messenger RNA of Electrophorus electricus (electric eel), 7765 nucleotides long. It is a transcript of the gene dlg2, whose product is annotated as discs, large homolog 2 (Drosophila). Gene Ontology annotation, cellular component: basolateral plasma membrane; neuron projection; postsynaptic density membrane. Gene Ontology annotation, molecular function: ionotropic glutamate receptor binding; protein kinase binding. Gene Ontology annotation, biological process: chemical synaptic transmission; receptor clustering; regulation of postsynaptic membrane neurotransmitter receptor levels. The record is from RefSeq and is a predicted model, not a curated record. NCBI's taxonomy places the organism in Eukaryota, Metazoa, Chordata, Actinopteri, Gymnotiformes, Gymnotidae.